This is a messenger RNA of Aspergillus terreus NIH2624, 1578 nucleotides long. Its product is annotated as MFS transporter. The transcript is spliced from 5 exons. The coding region runs from base 1 to 1578 and encodes 525 amino acids. Gene Ontology annotation, biological process: transmembrane transport. NCBI's taxonomy places the organism in Eukaryota, Fungi, Ascomycota, Eurotiomycetes, Eurotiales, Aspergillaceae. Gene Ontology annotation, molecular function: transmembrane transporter activity. The record is from RefSeq and is a predicted model, not a curated record.
AUGCGGGAGAAAACCUUUAAACUGCCCGUGCGGCAGUUGGUCAUUCUAUCAAUAUGUCGCUUUGCAGAACCAGAGAUGAUCGAAGAAAUCGGCGUCUCCAAAAAUGAAGUCGGAAAAUGGGUGGGAAUCUCUUCCGCUGUCACCUCCAUCUGUCAGGCUACCAUGGCCGUGCCUUGGGGAGCGGCGUCAGAUACCUUCGGCCGGAAGCCCAUCAUUCUGACGGGACUCUUCUUCACGAUGAUAUUUUCCCUAGUGUUUGGGUCUUCAAAGUCUCUGGGGAUGUUGAUCACUGCCCGCGCUUUCCUGGGGCUCAUGAACGGAAAUGUCGGCAUCAUCCGAACCAUGGUAGCCGAGAUGGUUCCGGAAAAGGAGCUCCAACCUCGGGCCUUCAGUGUCAUGCCGCUGGUUUGGACCAUCGGCAGUAUUUUUGGUCCCGCCUUUGGAGGCGCUUUGGCGCGUCCAGCCGUCAAGCACCCGAACCUGUUUGGGGGGUCCGUGUUCCUGAAGGAAUACCCUUUCAUUCUGCCUAACUUGGCCUCUGCUGUCUUUUUUGUGAUCGGCAUCACCACCGGGUGGUUAUUCCUUCAAGAAACAUUGGCAGCCAAAAAGGACCGUCGUGAUUAUGGGUUGCUUGUUGGCGACAUGCUGACGCGUCCUUGCACUUCAAAGCGAAGAAAGUCCCACUUCAAGUCGCAAGACGACGAGACCACUGCCUUGCUGGGGGACCACCGGCCCAAGAGAUCUAAUGCUAAACGUGCUGUCAAAAUCCCCAGCUGGAAAGAUGUGUUCACACCGCAAUCCAGCAUCAUUCUGUUAUCAUACUCUACAAUGGCGAUGCAUAACAUGGCAUUUGAUUCACUCUUCCCAGUGUUCUUGCACAGUCCAGCCCAAGUGAGAGACGGCAACCCAGACGUCAAUCUGCCAUUUAAGUUCAUUGGCGGGUUCGGCGUGGAUUCACAAACCAUCGGCAUCUACUAUACCCUCAUCGGAAUCAUCGGCAUGCUCGUGCAGUUUCUAGUCUUUCCUACUGUAGCAAAGAAAUACGGGGUUCUGAACUGCUAUAAAACUGUCGUCGUGAUAUUCCCGGUCCUGUACCUGUUGACUCCCUUCACAGCCCUGACGCCCGAUUCUCUCCGACACGUUACGGUGUUCCUGCUCAUGCUGGGAAAACUGUUCAUGUCGAUCUUUGGCUUCCCAUGCAUCACCAUCCUCCUCACCAACUCGGCCACCAGUCUGAGUGUGCUUGGGACGCUGAAUGGAGUGGCCACCAGCGUGAGCGCUAUCGGACGGGCCGCAGGGCCCGCCAUCUGCGGUGCGGCAUAUUCAUUUGGGGUAAAGGAAGGCUAUGUGAUCUUCCCCUGGUGGCUUCUAGCUACGUUUGCCUCCGUGAGUGCUAUUCCCGUUUUCUGGACGGUUGAGUCAGAGGGGUACCAGGGUAAUAGCGAUGAUACCGACGAUGACUACGAUGAUGAUGGUGAUGACGGCCGUCUUGUUGAAGACAGUGAGGAACCCGAUGCGACUAUCGCGUACGGGGAGGGGUAUGGGCCUACCGAUCCUCGCUCUAGAAGUCUUCACUAG